AUGAUCAAUCAAUCAGACAUAGUAAGCCUCCGGUUAUUGGAGGUUAGUGAUGUUGAUGAUUUUAUGGAAUGGUCUUCGGAUGACAACGUUAGUAAGUUUUCUCAGGAACGUACUUUCAAAUCCAAAGAAGACGCGGCGAGUCACAUUGCUAAAUUUAUUGUACCACAACGAUGGUUCAGAGCAAUUUGCUUAAAUGGCAAGCCAAUUGGUUAUAUUUCUGUAUCACCUUUUUGGGGAAGUGAUAAAUCGAAGGGUGAAAUUAAAUACGUGUUAUCAUCAAAGUAUUGGGGCAGAGGAAUCGCCACCAAGGCAGUGAAGAUGAUGGCGGCCACCAUCUUCGUAGACUGGCCACAAUUGGCCAGGCUUGAGGGUAAGGUGGAUAUUGAAAAUAUAGGAUCACAAAGGGUAUUGGAGAAGGCUGGUUUUACAAAGGAAGUUGUUUUUAGGAAAUAUUAUUUUUUUAAGGGAAAACUAAGUGAUCUUGUUAUCUUUAGUCUUUUACCUACCGAUCAACUUACUUGA
Messenger RNA from Solanum stenotomum, 522 nucleotides. RefSeq lists its product as uncharacterized. Gene Ontology annotation, molecular function: acyltransferase activity, transferring groups other than amino-acyl groups. Bases 1 to 522 code for a protein of 173 amino acids. The transcript has a single exon. NCBI's taxonomy places the organism in Eukaryota, Viridiplantae, Streptophyta, Magnoliopsida, Solanales, Solanaceae. The record is from RefSeq and is a predicted model, not a curated record.